Mercenaria mercenaria is the source of this 5190-nucleotide messenger RNA. Its product is annotated as heat shock 70 kDa protein 12A-like. Bases 132 to 1931 code for a protein of 599 amino acids. The transcript has 6 exons. NCBI's taxonomy places the organism in Eukaryota, Metazoa, Mollusca, Bivalvia, Venerida, Veneridae. The record is from RefSeq and is a predicted model, not a curated record. Gene Ontology annotation, molecular function: ATP-dependent protein folding chaperone; ATP binding.
UUAACAAUGUUAGCUACCUUCCUCAAUACUAAGACUAUCGAUAUCGAAAGAGGAAGUUUAAACCCUUUUAAGUUUUCGAAAAAAUCCGAAAAAAAUGUUUUGCGAGGUUAUAACAAACAUUUUCACCUAACAUGGCUUCGUACAGCAGGAUAGGUCAGGGUCCUACAUCCAUCCCUGUACGUGCUGGUGCCAUAAAAGAACGUUUGCUUGUAGCUGCCAUUGACUUCGGAACAACAUACUCAGGGUAUGCUUUCCAAAUGCGAAUCCACUUUGAGUCUGAUCCAUUGCAGAAGAUAAUAGCAAAUAAUUGGUCAUCAUCCUCGGCUCAGAUCUCUCACAAAACACCCUCUUGUAUACUGUUCGAUAAAGAGCAACAGUUUCAUUCAUUCGGUCAUGAUGCCGAACAGAAGUACAAUGAAUUGGCUGCCGACGGGGAGCACUGGAACUGGUACUUUUUCAAGCGUUUCAAGAUGCUUCUGUAUAAGGAUGAGGCAUUGACACGGGAGACAAUUCUCCAAGAUGACAAAGGUUUGGACAUGCCUGCAAUGACUGUGUUCACAGCAUGUAUAAAGUACCUGAAAGACCACAUGAUAAAGGCUUGUGAAGCUGCUAAAACAGGUGUACAACCCGAAGAAAUCCACUGGGUAAUCACUGUACCAGCAAUUUGGACCGACUCUGCCAAACAGUUCAUGAGAGAGGCCGCAAUAAAUGCAGAGAUUCACACGGACAAGAUUUCUCUUAGUCUCGAACCUGAGGCAGCCAGUCUGUUUUGCAGAUAUCUCCCUGUUGAAAGAGUUGCCGGCGUGAACCAAACUGAAAUCAGAAGCUUCAGCAUCGGAGACAAAUACAUGAUACUAGAUUGUGGAGGCGGAACUGUUGACAUGACUGUACACGAAAUACAGGAAGACAGCACACUGAGAGAACUGGCUAAAGCAAAUGGUGGCGAAUUUGGUGGUAUCCUGGUGGAUGAGAAGUUCAUUGAAUUGCUUAACGACGUAUUUGGUCCCGACGUGAUGGAAGUUAUUCAACAACGCUUUAGGGAUGACUAUCUAGACAUGAUGCAAAACUUUGAAAUAAAGAAAAGAAGAGUUGCUCAAGACUUAAAAGGAGUUGAGACAUUCCAAAUACCAGUUUCAAUUACUGAUACGUACAAAGAGCUUAACAACAUAGCUAUUGAAAACAGUACAAGUAUUCCAGACCGACUGAAAGACAAAAUUACGUUCAAUAACAAUAAGAUGCGGGUGAAUGCUGAGGUUGUCAAGGACCUUUUCACUGAUGUUUGCAACCAGAUAUCUGGUAUUGCGAAGGAGUUUUACCAGUCAGUCAGUAGUCACAGGAUUGAAAAAAUCCUAAUGGUUGGUGGAUUCAGUGAAUCCCCGAUGCUUCAAGAAAAGGUCCGAGAAACGUUUCCAAGAGUACGUGUGAUAAUUCCCGAGGAAGCAGGGCUUGCGGUUUUGAAAGGAGCUGUCCUUUUCGGACAUAAUCCAAAGAUGAUCACAGCUCGUGUAUGUAAAUAUUCAUACGGUAUACGUGCAUUCAAGCAUUUUGAACCAGGUAUUGAUCCACUCGAAAAGCGAGUCGUCCAAGGGGACAUAGUUCUAUGUAAGGACUAUUUCAGUAAGCAUGCAACGGUCGGACAGGAGUACAAGACCGAAGAAAAGGUAUACACCCAAGAGUACGUUCCGUCUGACGCCAGUGGAUCUAGAAUGGAGGUAUGGGUAUACACGUCGCCCAGGAGGCACCCUUUGUAUGUGGAUGAAGAGGGAAGUAGAAAAAUAGGAGAAAUCAGUAUACCUCUUCACGACGCAACUGGCAAAGAUAAUCCUGUAGUUGUUCAGUUUGAAUUUGGCAACACUGAAUUAAAGGUCAAGGUCAAAGAAACAAAAACGGGACAAGAGAAAGAAGCGGAUUUUGAUCUGCUAAGGAUAUAAUGAUAGAAAUGAAAAAACAGGUUGUGCUUAAAGAACGUAAUUAAGUUAGUUCUGCACGUUCCGGACACUUUUGCUACCUGAAAUUGUAGCCUGAUUUUGGCAAACUAAAAGGUUGUAUGGAGAACUUGAUUUAUUACUGACUAAUUAGAUUAAUUUGGAUCUCACGAAAGUUUUCAUAAUGUGCGUCUGUUUCGAUAUCAUUUUCGCGAAUAUAACUUCUGCUACAAAGCAGAUUGUCAUGAAAUUUUUCAUAGUUGCAGACAUGUUGUCUAUUUCAUGGUCAAAUAUUUCUGUGUGCUUAUCGUUUAAGCAAUUGUCCAUGAUUUUAGAGAUCCACAUAUUUUAAGCAGAUAUGACAGAUUAUACGAAAUUAUUUCACGUGUAAACAUUUCAUUAUCGUUUUAUACCUUUAAAAAGAAAGUAGUGUUGCCGUUUUUAUAAAUGUACACAAGGGUUGACAUUUAUAUGUAGGAUGAUUUACCUUUCCAUGCGCUGGUGGUCCAGGCUUUAUUUUAUGUUAUAUCUUCCGAUGUUUGAAAUGUGCGAAACUAUCUUUUAUAAAUAUCUAUAUAUUUCUUCUUAAGAAUGGUAUUUGUUGUCGUUCAUCAUUAUAAAAUAGUACUUUUUAUUAAAACUUCUAGUUUCCAGAUUGUAUGGUGUUUUUAUGCAGUGUGUCGAUUCAUUUUUUUCUGGCUUUAUUCUCAUUAUUCUAUCAAACCGAUCUAUUUAAUUAAGACCUAUAGAACGUAGUUAAUGAUUUAAACAACAUGCAGCUCAUGCAGAACAGUUUACUAGUCUAUUAAAUUUUAACAACAUCGAUUUUUUCUUUGUUGUUGGAUUUAACGUCACACCGACACAUGAUAGGUCAUAUAGCGACUUUCCAGCUUUAAUGGUGGAGGAAGACCCCAGGUGCCCCUCCGUGCAUUAUUUCUUCACGAGCGGACACCUGGGUAGAACCACCGACCUUCCGUAAGCCAGCUGGAUGGCCUCCUCACAUGAAGAAUUCAACGCCUCGAGUGAGGCUCGAGCCCACAUCGAUGAGGGGCAAGUGAUUUGAAGUCAGAGACCUUAACCACACGGCCACGGAGGCCCCUAACAACAUCGAUGCUGCCAUAUUUGUAUUUCAGGAGAAAUCUAUUCUUUUUACAGGAAUAGCACCCCUUACCUGCGAGUAGUCUUGAAACUGACGUUUGUUAUGCGUUAGAGUAUUUCUGUCAAAGCCUAAAUCUGCAAUUGUAAAUACUGAUUUAGUACUAGCUUGCUUGGCGCUCAGCAUUAAAAAGGAAACUAGAUUUUUUUCUCUCAUAAUCUCGUGGCGAUGGAUCCCAUCAGGAAAGGAGUGUCGAGAGUGAUUAAUAUAAGUUGUAGAACUUGCCUUACAACCGAGCUAAAAUAACUAUAAUGAAUAAAAACUAAAUACUAAUUGAUGUUGUAGUAUUUUUGCAUAAUUAUAGAUGUUUAAGUUUUGACAAAAAUGUAUAUUCUGUAUUAUGUAAUCGUCAGUGUGCAAAUUUAUUCAUUGGGAACGUACUGAUCGUCAAGGUGUAUAUAGCUCAAGAAUUUGGCAACAUUAGCUAUUGAUCAUAUUAACCAUAAUAAAUUAAUCCAUAAUCAAUAAUUGACCAUAUUAUAUCAAAUGUGAUCACUCAAAGCACUGAUAUAGAUGCACAAAGUCUAGUACUAUAUUUGGGUUUAGAUAGUACACACAUGAACUGAUACUAAAUAAUUGUUUCACAGUAUCAGCAACUUCUGAAUGACAAUUAGUUAUGAAUGUAGCUCCACUGACACAAUCAAUUUGUAUACUGAGUAAAGUUAAAUGCAUUUGAUGAGGAUUGGUUACAUUCGAAGUAAAUAUCUCAAGACAAAAUCUUGAAGAAUAUCAAGGUGAUUCGCAUAUCAACGAUCUGUGAUGGUAUGAUGUCUUAUGCCUCGUCUGAAGAUAAAGUGAAUUAAAUGUAUAUAUGCUUUAGGUAGCUUUAUAUUGUUGAAACUUCAUUAUUUCUGUUCAGACUGUAUGUUAUUGGUAAAUGUGACAUUAUUUUUAAUUGGAACGGUGCUGUUUUAUUGAUAAAGGUUAUGCUUGUAUAAAUGUGUACUGCCACUAAAACUUGAAAUGUUUUUACAAUUUACUGUUAGGCAUGACAUUUAAUUAUGAAUGUAGCUCUACAUACAUAAAUGAUUUAUGUAUUUAGUAAAGUUAUAUACAAGUCAUGAGGAUUUCUGUACGUUUGAAGCAGUUUUUUAAAGUGAUAAAUUGGCAUAUUAGGAUAUCUUAAAAUGAAAACAACUAUUCUUAGAUAAAAGAAAAUAGAUAAAAGAAUGUCUUAGAGUCUAAAAAAAGACAAACUCACUUGACAAAAAAAUAUUUAUCUAGUGUGACAUUCAAAAUGGAUAUUAUUCAUCUCAAUAACAGUAACUCCAAAAUUUCAUGAAAUGUAAAAUGUAAAUUUUUGAAGGGUAUAAGAUAUAUUUACAUAAGGAAUUAUUCGUGCAUGAUAAAACGUGUAUCUGUCGAAACUGAUUCUCAAACGUAAAGAAAACUAUGUGACUUAGGAACAUGAUAGCGUUCAAAAGUUUCUCUGCGAAAUGUAUAUAAUUGUCUUAAGUUCUGAUUGAUAUUUACAUAGAGGUUAUGUUGAUCGCUGCAAAUAAGGUGUAUGUUAAAGGAUAUAACUGUUUCACAAUUCGGUAAAUGAGUUAGAAAUGAUUUUUAUGAGUCAAACUUUGUCACUCUUUGUGUUCUUCAUCAUGGAAGAUUGAUAUGACAUGAUUUUUUUUAAAUAAGAUUUUUAUUAAGAACUUGUAACAUUAGAAGUCAAUCCAAAUUGUGGCAAGCUCUUGAAAUAUAAGUGAUUAUGUACAAAAUAACUGAUAUGCGUAUACACAUGCAGUCAUUUGACCACUUUUCCAUAAUAAUAUUAUAUGUGUACCUUAUAAAACAGUUCAGAUGGUGGUUUUUAUUUCAGUUGUGAUGGAAUUGUCUUUUAUUAUUUCAGUAGUUUCUAGCUUUUUCUAUAGCCUGUUAUGCAUAAGUUCUUAAAGGGAAGGUUGUAUAAAAAUAUCUAGAUAUGAAGCACUAGGAUACAUGUAUGUGAUAAUAUUUAAGUGUUUUAGUUUAUUCAUUUAUAUCUACAUUUUGGUUAUUAUUCUGUUGUAAAAUUCCCAAAAUAAAAAAAUUCGAAAGACAAUGACAUUCUUCGAUGUCAUUUUAGAUAACUUACUAUAGUAAGAAUACUAAUGAAUAAAAGAUAAACGAUCA